Oryctolagus cuniculus (rabbit) is the source of this 1368-nucleotide messenger RNA. Its product is annotated as olfactory receptor 10T2-like. Gene Ontology annotation, molecular function: G protein-coupled receptor activity; olfactory receptor activity. NCBI's taxonomy places the organism in Eukaryota, Metazoa, Chordata, Mammalia, Lagomorpha, Leporidae. Gene Ontology annotation, cellular component: membrane. Gene Ontology annotation, biological process: G protein-coupled receptor signaling pathway. The record is from RefSeq and is a predicted model, not a curated record.
CCCUUUUGUGAUGUUCUCUAAAAGUACAUUUUACUUGCCCAAGUUCCCUGAAUUGAAGCCCAGAUGAAAGAAAUGCAUAAGAAGCUUUUGACUAUUAUCUCAGGAUCCUGACCAAGAGCAUCUUUACGUCACUGGUGGAAAGUGGCUCUACCUACUAGAAUGGGCAACCACACUCGAGUGAGCACAUUCCUUUUGUGGGGGUUUUCCAGUUUUCCAGACCUGCAGAAUCUACUCUUUGUGGUGAUUUUCUUCUCGCAUGUGACCAUCCUGGCUGCAAAUGUGUCCAUCAUGGUGGCCAUCAAGCUCAGUCACAGCCUUCACACCCCCAUGUACUUUUUCCUCUUUGGCCUCUCUCUCUCAGAAACUUGCACCACUAUGGUGAUCAUCCCCCGCAUGUUACUGGACUUGCUAUCAGAGAGCAAGACCAUAUCUCUUCCUGAGUGUGCCACACAGAUGCUUUUCUUCUUUGGCUUGUCAUCUAACAAUUGUUUCAUCAUGGCUGCCAUGUCCUAUGACCGUUACACAGCCAUCCACAACCCUCUGCACUAUCAGACACUUAUAACAAGAAAGAUAUGCAUUCAGCUUAUGAUGGCCUCUUGUAUCAUUGGGUUCCUGGUUUCUCUGUGUGUCACCAUCACUGUAUUCAACUUGUCUUUCUGUAACGCCAACACUAUUGACCAUUUCUUCUGUGACAUUGCACCUGUGGUCCACCUUGCUUGUGAUUACACACCCCAUCAUGAAAUGACUAUUUUUGUGCUCUCUGCUUUUGUAUUGGUUGGCAGCUUUAUUUUAAUUAUGAUUUCCUAUAUCUUCAUUGUGUCCAUAAUUGUGAGGAUGUCUUCUACAAAGGGGAGGUAUAAAGCCUUCUCAACUUGUUCCUCUCACCUCACGGUUGUGUUUCUACACUAUGGCUUUGCUUGCUUUGUCUACUUGAAGCCCAAGAACAGUGACACAUUCUAUGAAAACAUGCUGAUGGCUGUGAUAUAUACAGUGCUAACACCACUGCUUAACCCCAUGGUUUACAGUCUAAGAAAUAAAGAAAUGCAGAUAGCCCUGAGGAAAGUUCUAGACAAUGUCAAUAGGUUUAUCCCUCAGAUAGUAAAUAAAAGAUCCAAGGAUAUUAAAAAAAACUUGCCAACAUACAUGGCAGACCCAAAAGGUUCUCAGGAAUUGUGCAUCUUCAGACUUAAAGAAACAGAACAAAAUGAAGGAUGUCUGUCAGAUUCUCAAAAUUCUACAGGCAGGAAACAGACUGGUGAAACUACUCAUAUGUGCUGCCUUAAAGGAAAAGAAAAUAGGACUCCAAGUUUGAACCUUUCAUCUAAAAAUGAUACCUUGCAUCUUGAGUCCAUGGCUGUGGGCAGAUAG